This is a messenger RNA of Schistosoma guineensis, 5463 nucleotides long. The record is from the annotation of a GenBank genome assembly. Lineage: Eukaryota; Metazoa; Platyhelminthes; Trematoda; Strigeidida; Schistosomatidae.
GAUCAUACUGAACAAUAUCAAACAUUGAAAACUUGUGAAUUUUCAAAUUAUUUAACUCCUGACAUAUCUACUGGAAGCAUAGCUAACCCACCAUUAAUAUUGAUAACACCAACUUCAAGGAUGAUCAAUACUUCAAAUUGUUCAUCUACUCCAUGUUCGACAUUGUCGUCUUUAUCAUCCUCUUCAACAUCGUCAUCAUCAUGUGAACCUGAUUCAAAAAAACCAAAAAUUUCCAUGGAGCAUAAAUCACUGUCCAAAAGUGGAAGAAUACUGUCUAAACAGUUGACAGUGAGCAAAAUGGAGUUAUACCCUGAUACGUCAACAGCAACAUUAGAAGUGAAUCAACAUGUAAAACAAUGCCAAGAAAAUAUCUCAUCAACUAAUUAUUCCAUUCAACCAAAAUUGGAUAAACGUGAACAUAAUGAUUCAGUGGAGCAACAACAUUCAACCAUGGAAAUUGAUUCAUCUACACGUAAUACACCAAUAUGUAGUCAAUGUGGUAAACAAUUUGCUAAUAUUUAUCGUUUACACAGACAUUUACUUAGUCACACUGAAAGUUAUGAAUUACGCAAAUUCCGUUGUUCUCAGUGUACAAAAGCAUUUAAAUUUAAGCAUCAUUUAAAAGAACAUGAAAGAAUUCAUAGUGGUGAAAAACCAUUUAUGUGUUCACAAUGCGGUAAACGUUUUAGCCAUUCCGGUUCAUAUUCAAGUCAUAUGUCAAGCAAAAAAUGUAAUACCAAUGGUAACAGUAAUAAUGAAGCUAAAACAACAAUUACACAUACUCCUAAUGUCAGUAUUCAUCAUAACAAAAAUAUUAACGAUGUUGGUCAAAUGUUUGCAACUAAUGAUACUCUUACGAAUCAAAUAUCUUUUAAUAAAAUAAACCAACUCACGUCAUCUUUUGAAUUACACAAAAACAAGGUAAAUGUGUUAAAUAGAGAACACGAUAUUAGAAAUAGUAUUCAUAUCAAUGAAGACACUGAACUUAGCUCUGUUUCAAGUAUAUUAGAAUCUGUCAAUCAAGUUAAUAAUUCGGAUUAUUUUUUAAAAUUUAAUCAUUUAAAACUAGAUAACUAUUUGCCAGCUAAUUCAUCGAACCAGUUUAAUUCACAGUUAAAGAAUGAUGAAAUUAGUGAGCAUGUUCACAGUACUACUAGUAGUAGUAUUAUUACCACUUUAAAUACAAUUACUAAUAAUAGUAAUUUACAUCAUGCAGAUGAACAACCUGACGAGUUAUUAUGUAGUCAGUACGAUUUGAAAAAUUCGUCCAAAUCAGAGUUAGAAAUACAAAAUUUAGCAAUUAUGCUUGGAAUAAAACCAGAAAAUGCGGAACAAUUAUUCCAACAUCUGUAUACAACUGAACAACAUCAAUGUAUGGAACAGAAAAAACAAUUUAUCAAUGCCUACAAUACACAAUAUUCGCACUAUUAUCCAAUACAACAUGCAAAUAUAGUUACAUCUUCACCAGUGAUCUCAGUAGUCAAUAAUCAUGAAUUACUUAAUCGUCAACCGAAGUCGUUCAAUAAUGACAGUUUUACCAAGUAUGAAAGUUAUAAAGUCGAUAAUUAUGCUUCGAACUCAUUAUCAUCCUCUGCCUUUUUCUCUACUUUACCUUCUUUCUCACCAUUAUCGUCAUCACCUUCAAUAUCCUAUCUCGGUGUUUCUUCAUCUUCUUCAUUAUCGUCUAUAUCAGCAACAAAUGUGACGAAUUUACCAUCGACAGUGUACUCAUCUAAUUAUUCACAACAGGAUCCAUCGAUGAUAUUCUGUCAACUAUCUCCAGAUAUCAUGAAACAUAUAAUUUCGAAUUUACACAGAAAUAAUGUAUUAAAUUACUCAACUCCAUUAUCAUCUUUUACUUAUAAACAACAGGAUUUUAAUUCACGCAUAAUGGAAACACGGCAGUCCCCACCGUCACCACCACCACCACCACAAUCAUCACCGUUGGAAAUGAUGAUGACAGCGGCGACGACGAAAACUGCACAACCAAUUACAUUUGUACAACAGAAAGAAACGAUUUCGGAAUGCCAAAGUGAGGAGCUUCAUGAAGAUCAGGAAAAGGCUUUAGAUUUGUCACUGCCUCGAAUAAAACCUGAUGAUAUACCAUUAAGUACAGACAAUCAACAGUUUAACUAUUCAAAUUCUUAUCAACCGGACAUUCAUAAUUCACCUAACCUAAUCUGGUCAACAUCAUCAACAAUGACAUUUAUGGAAGCGGCUACUGCAGCGGUUGCAGCUGUUUCCUUUUUAUCGCGAACAUCAAAUGAAAUGAAUUAUUCAAAUCAAAAUUUAGAACAUUUAAAUGAUAUUUCAAUAAAGGAUUUAUCACAGUCAUCUAGGUCAGUAUCACCUAACAAUUCUUCAUGGACAUAUGAACUUAACAGAAAUUGUAUUCAUAAUAUUAGUGAUAGCAGUAACGAUUGUAAAACUGAGAGAAAUAAUCAUUAUAAUACAAAUGAGUGUGACUAUUCUACUUAUAUAAAGACCACAAUGGAUAAGAGAAGCGUUGUGAAAGAACUAAGAGAUGCUGAAAAUUCAUCCACUCAAAUCAAUGAACAACAAGACACCAGUGAUCGUAUUCAAUCUGAUAAAAAGAUUAAUGGCCAUAUCAAUGAUAAUAGUUAUUAUAAUCAUUUAUAUCAUCUCGGUGUUUGUGAAAAAUUGGAGAAAUAUGGAAAAAGUAACAAUAGUUUUAAUGACAGUAUCAAUGGUAGUAUUAGUAGUUGUAGUGAUGGCGUCAAUAACACGGAAGUAUUUGCUUGUGAUCAAUGUCAAAAAGUAUUUUCUAAACAUAGUUCACUAUCCAGGCACAAAUAUGAACAUACUGGUGAGUUGAUAAGUUAAUUAAUUUUGGUAAAACAAGUUACUGAUUUUUAUAUUUCACUCUAAGAAUUUAUUGAUAUUCUUCCUAAAUAAAUGUGACAAUAUAUUGGAGAUUUAUUAUGAAUGCAAACUAGCCCAGAAACCGGAUUCAGUGUCUCAUAUCGAUUUUAUACAACUAUCUAAAAAAAUUCAUCGUGACAUUAAAUCACAUUAGUUUAGUAUCAGCAUUACAAAUCUGAUCGAAAGAAUCUGAUUAGUACAAAGAACUCAAACAACAUAACAUUGAUUAUUACUCAGUACUCGAAUGAUACUAAACAGAUACAACUCGAUCCUAUUUGAAAUGUUGAGAUGAAAUUAGAUCCAAUAAAUGGAUUAAUAUAUUAUAAAUAGCCUUUUUAAAAAAUCAUCUAUUUUAUAUGGGUUUUACAACAGAAAGGAUUAUUUGUUCAUUUUUAUAAUAGAGAUAAUCGCAACAAUAAUAGCCGUAAACUGUUAAAAAUUUCAUUGAUUUGAAAGUGUUGUUCAGUGUUUAUCAAUCAUGUAAUUUAGACGAAUUGUCAACUAAUUAAGUGGAUAGAAUGUUUUUUUUUAUUUGUAACUUCAUUUGUGUACAUAAUUCUGCAUGAUUAAGUGUUUUUGAGUUAAAUUCACUCAGUUUCAUAGUGAUGAUCAGUCACGGAAAAUUGCAUUUUCCUUACUUUGUCGUGUGUUAAUAUAUAAUAAAUGUUCGUUUUUAUAACUUAGGAUAAUUCCAGAUUAACUUGAAGGUAUUUUCUUGAAAAAGUAGUAUUUGAAUUAACCAACACACUUAACAAAAAGCAACAGAACUGAGAUUUCCUGUUUACAUACACUUGUGGUUCUAAAAUUGUUGCUUUUUUAACCUGGUAACAAUAAAAACAUGUAAAUAACAACAGUAGUCCUAAUGAACGUUGAAAAAUCAAGUGUAUAUACGCUGACAGCUAGGUCUUACUUUAUUAAAAUGACUUGUCACUACGCUAAAUGCACUUUUAUGCUUUCCCACUUAGUAACAAAUACACAUUAUCGUCUCUACAUGAGAUACGUUUCUUGUUCAAUUUCUGUAUAUUCUCAGGUAAUUUAUAACCAAGGUACAUAAGUUGGUAACAAUGAAAACCAUGGAAGCAUUGUCCCGGAUAAACUAAAUGUAGGUAUGUAGGGUGUGAGUUAAAGUAAAAAAAUAAUUCCGCUCUAAACUUUACGUUACAGUUCUUGAAUAAUGUCGAAGCUUUUACACUGAUGUUUUGUGACCAAUCAGUAGCAAGGAAAAUCUUUUGUCCUAAUUGUAUUCACUAAUUCUGGAUAAUUAUUUCUAAGCUUCUAGGUUUUUAUCCAUAAAUGUAGGACUUUUGUAAGUAAUUUUCUUCACCAAAUGAUAUGAACUGAAGAAUUAUUCCAAAUCAGAAAGCAUUGAAAAUAUAUAUCAUGCUAGUUCAGAAUGCCUCUACAAAUCUUUUAUUUUAAUAAUGAUUAAUCUCUCAAUUAUAAGACAUAUUCUUGAAUUGCUAGUGAGAAGCGGGGUCCAAUGAUCACAGAAAUGAAGGAGUUGUCUCAGACGGUAACUAAUGAUGAUUGAAUAACACCGCAUGUCGACUGAAGUUGAAAAUGUUUAUCAUCGAAUGAAAACCAAGUCGAUUAAAUGUAGAGCGAUCGGUGCUAAGCCUAUAGGUAGCAUUAUCCAUCCCUAGAGCAGUCACCGGUUCAUUCUGGUGAGGAGUUUCAAAGACUACACUUGUAUAACAUCUUCCGGUUUGCGAUUUUUAUCUAGCUUGCUUUCUGAGAUCAGUCUUUGUGAAAGAAACAAGUCCCUAAAUACAUAUGAAUAUCUUUAAAAGACAAACAAUCUGUUGUUGUUUUCCUACUCUAACCAAUUUCAGAUAUUCGAAAUAUUUCUAAGUUCAGUUUUAAAUUUAGAACUUUAGAAAACAUAGUUUGUGGUUAGUUUUUUUAAUUUCAGUACGUGUUGUCCAAGGAUCAUUUCAUACAUUACUUAGGUGAAUUUUUAGCUUCGAAAUACUCCUUAACUGAAACUGACAUCAACUAAAAUAUGACAAAGAUACCCCUGGAACUGCAAAAAGCUAGUAGAAUUUUUACAGUAGACUCAAUUUAUAAGUGCCAAAUUAUCAAGUUACUUGAUAUUGUAACACAAUUGCGUAGCUUGUAUUUUUAAAACCGUACUGCACGGAAAUGUCAUUUUUCAAAGUUAUAAAUGUCUUCCAUAAAUAAAUAACAUUUUAACAAAGUCUGUAUGACAUGACUUAUGAAGUUGACCAUGUUGGUAAUAAAGUAAUUAUCAAGCUAAUUCUCAAAUUGAAUAAUGCAUUCGAUAUUUACUAUAUAUUAUAAUCGUAUCAUAUUCAUGAACAAAUACUAUAAACGUUUAUCUCCAUGAUCCCAUGUAAUGUAAUAGUUGUACAUUGUUAACAAGUUUUUAAAAGAGAACAUCUAUUUGAUAGUUUAUGGUUAAAAGUGAUUCACAAAGAUUGUCAUCGUUUAGUAAUGAAAAUUAACAAAUUACAGUAGAGCUUCAUAAAAUUGAUUUAACUUUUCAGUUUUAUGAUUCGUUCAUUAUUAUAGUGUCCUAAAUUAAUGUGUGAAUUGGUUGUUUCUUUUUGUUCUCUUAUC